AUGUUUGGAGACGUCAAUAUAUCGGCCAUUUUGGACUCAUUUAGUAUAAGUUACGACAAAAGAGUAAGACCUAAUUAUGGAGGACCACCCGUGGAAGUGGGGGUUACCAUGUACGUGCUCUCCAUCAGCUCUCUGUCUGAAGUGAAAAUGGACUUCACGUUGGAUUUUUACUUCAGACAGUUCUGGACAGAUCCACGAUUGGCUUAUAAGAAAAGGCCCGGUGUAGAAACUUUAUCAGUUGGUUCUGAAUUCAUUAAAAAUAUCUGGGUACCUGAUACAUUCUUUGUUAAUGAAAAGCAAUCUUAUUUUCACAUAGCAACGACCAGCAAUGAAUUUAUUCGAAUACACCAUUCUGGUUCCAUAACACGAAGUAUAAGAUUAACAAUCACAGCUUCAUGUCCAAUGAAUCUUCAAUAUUUUCCAAUGGACAGACAAUUGUGUCACAUAGAGAUCGAGAGUUUCGGGUACACAAUGAGAGAUAUUCGAUACCAUUGGAAAGACGGACUAUCGAGCGUCGGCAUGAGUAAUGAAGUGCAACUGCCACAGUUCAGAGUCCUCGGCCAUCGUCAACGUGCUACAGUUGUAACACUUACGACAGUCGGCUACACCAUGCGGGACAUCCGAUACAAAUGGAACGAGGGGCCCAACUCAGUGGGUGUAUCAAACGAAGUAUCGCUACCACAGUUCAAGGUGCUUGGCCAUCGACAACGAGACAUGGAGAUCUCCCUCACAACAGGAAAUUAUUCAAGAUUAGCGUGUGAGAUACAAUUUGUUCGUUCAAUGGGAUAUUAUCUUAUCCAAAUUUAUAUUCCAUCUGGCUUAAUCGUUAUUAUAUCAUGGGUAUCGUUUUGGUUAAAUCGCAAUGCUACUCCAGCUAGAGUUGCCCUAGGUGUGACAACUGUAUUGACUAUGACCACACUCAUGUCAUCAACUAAUGCGGCCCUACCUAAAAUAUCGUAUGUCAAGUCCAUAGACGUGUACUUGGGAACCUGUUUCGUCAUGGUCUUCGCAAGUUUAUUAGAAUAUGCUACCGUGGGAUACAUGGCGAAAAGAAUACAAAUGAGGAAACAAAGAUUUGUAGCUAUACAAAAAAUAGCUUCUGAGAAAAAAAUUCCUGUGGAUUGCCCACCUGUUGGAGACCCUCACACGCUUUCUAAAAUGGGUACUAUGGGUAGAUGCCCUCCAGGGCGACCAUCGGAGGUUCGAUUUAAAGUCCAUGACCCUAAAGCGCACUCUAAAGGCGGGACUCUAGAAAAUACGAUUAAUGGUGGCAGAGCAGCUGAAGAAGAAAAUCCGGGUCCACCUCCUCAUAUUCUUCAUCCUGGAAAGGAUAUAAGCAAACUCCUGGGUAUGACCCCGUCAGACAUCGACAAAUACUCACGCAUCGUGUUUCCAGUUUGCUUCGUCUGCUUUAAUCUAAUGUAUUGGAUAAUUUAUCUUCACGUAUCAGACGUCGUGGCUGACGAUUUGGUUCUACUGGAAGAGGAUAAAUAG
Messenger RNA from Parnassius mnemosyne (clouded apollo), 1494 nucleotides. The record is from the annotation of a GenBank genome assembly. NCBI's taxonomy places the organism in Eukaryota, Metazoa, Arthropoda, Insecta, Lepidoptera, Papilionidae.